AUGAGGGUCCACCUUGCCAUUUUCCUCCUCCUGGGGCUCUUUGCCCUCCGAGUGGAGCCCAGUUCUGCCAAAAUGAUGAAGCACAGGGCACAGGGUGCGAAUCAUCACGAGUCAGGAGAAAUUCACAUGGAUGAGGAGACCUUCCAGACUCCAGUGCUCUCAACAAACGGGUCCCCGACGCCCGGCAAGUGCCCUGCCACUAUCACCCAUCACCACCUGGGAGCUGCCUACUGCAGCGAGGGGAGGCCCUGCCCAGGAGACCAGAAGUGCUGCCGUGUGGGGAAUAUUCUGAAGUGUGUCCUUCCGGAAGGAGUGCAUCGAGGCUACUGUCCCCACUCGGAAGAUCAUGCUGCUUCUGCCUCCUCCUCCUCCAGCCCCUGUUCUGAUGACUCCCAGUGCACCUCAGAGGAGAAGUGUUGCCUGAGAGGUGGUCUCAGGAGAUGCACCAAGGCUCAGCCAGAGAAAAGGGGCCUUUGCCCCAAGAGCCGCCUUUUGCCAGCGUUCCGCCCAUGCGACAGCGAGUGCAAGGACGACCGAAGUUGCAGCCUUGGGCAGAAGUGCUGCUUUAAAGACUGUGGCUUGAAGUGUGUCAACCCCGAGAUUCACCAUCAGGGCAGCGGACAGCGCGACAGGCAGCUCUGGGAAAGGGAGAAGGCUGACCACAGUGGGCAUGGCGGGCAGGAGGAAGUGCGCCCCGGACAGUGCCCUGUGCCCCAUGGAUCUGGGAUGUGCGCAGAGCUCUGUCACAGUGAUGCCUCUUGCCCGCUUGGGCAGAAGUGCUGCAGCAACGGCUGUGGCCACGAAUGCAUGAAAGUCACUGGAGUCAAGCCUGGCAUCUGCCCUGCUCUGGCUCAAGGCAAUGAGUCGCUGCCCCUCCAGUUCUGCUCCACGGAUGUCAGCUGCCCAGGGGACCAGCUCUGCUGCGAGACCAUGUGUGGGCGGCAAUGCUUGCUCCCUUUCAGAGUGCCCAGAGGAUACUGCCCCAGGGAGCCUCCCCAAUCCAGCCAGAAUGUAGCAAAUUGUUCUUCUGACUUAAGUUGUGGUUCAGGCGCUGACUCCCCAAGGAAGAAGUGCUGCAGUUACGGUCAUCUGCAGACUUGCCUGGAGGCUGAGGAAGAGCACCCUGGCAUGUGUCCGAGAAAGAAAGUGGUGCAUAGCUUUGCCCCCUGCGAGGACAAGUGCCAAGACGACAGAGACUGUGACAUCACCAAGAAAUGUUGCUUCAGCGGCUGUGGCCGGGACUGCCUGGACCCAGUUCCCAGCGACCGAUGCCUAUUGCCCCCUGAGACCGGAUUAUGCAGAGCAUACGUUCAACUUUACUUCUACUGCCCAGUGCGGAGGAAGUGCCUUCAGUUUGUUUAUGGUGGCUGCGGGGGCAACAGCAACCGAUUUAGCACAAAGGAGGAAUGUCAGAAGUCCUGUGGGAAAAUCAACGCAGGAGCUGAUGAGGAGCUUCUGACGGAGCUGGCAUCCCAUUCUGUUCCUGAUUUCUGCAACCUCCCCAGUGACCCCGGCCAUUGCGACAACUCCACCCUUCGAUUCCACCACAGCCCCCACACGGGGCAGUGUCUGAAGUUUCUCUACCGAGGCUGCGGGGGCAACAGGAACAACUUUGGGACGCAGCUGAGUUGCCUGCAGACGUGUGCGGAUCCUGGUGUCUGCGAGCUCCCACAGCAUCAAGGAAACGGGGACGCUCUACGCACUCGCUUUUACUACAACCCCACCUCCAGGACCUGUGAGGGGUUCAUCUAUCGAGGGCACGGAGGCAACGGAAACAACUUUUUGACGAAAGAAGACUGCCUACAGUUCUGUGCAGCUCAUGGUAGACAGUGACCCCCCUCCAAGGCAAGAUGCAAAGCUCCUGGGACCCUCCAAAGAAGAGACCACCAACCCAAGGCUGACUCCCCCUUCCUUCUCCUCUCUUUCUCCCCCUUGCUUGACCACACUUAUAUCUUAAGACCUCGAUCUUUGCUUCUCCAGCCACAGCCCUCAGAAGGGUCCCUGCUCCCUCAGAGGGGCUCCUUCUCCCUUGCUGCCCCUUCUGGCAGUGUGGUGCAGUGGUUAGAGCACUCUGCCAUGAAGCCCACCAGGGGACCUUGGGGAAGUCACCCAUCUCCCAACUUAAGCAAGACUACAGUUCUGUUAUUCCAUGAUUCUGUUGGGUGGGAUAGAAAGGUCAUGUGACCAUUUUUGAAUUGCAGGGGGUUGGACUAGAUGACCCCUGGGGUCCCUACCGACUCUACAGUUUCAUGAUUCUAUGUCCUCCUCCCCCCUUCCAGAGAAUAGCCCUGUGAUACCAUCUCUCUCAUUCCUCAAAACUCCUUUUCUGCAGAGUCUUUGCACAAUGCGAUCAUCCUUCGUUACCCUCCCUGCCUCCCAACAUAUUGUAAGCUUUUGGGAGCAGGGACCUGACUCUGCUUCUGGUACUCACCAUAUGCCUUUCUGGCAUGGGCGUAGCCAGGAUUCUUGUUGUUGGGGAGGGAGUUGUUAGAGAGCAGGCUUUUGCUGGGGGGGGGUGGCAGAACCACAGUGAAUUUUGUAUUUUUAAUGCUUUUCAGUCAUUUUUGAGAAUUCACCAUUCUAAGGCUGCUUCAGCGGCCGGUUUGCUUGGAGGGUUAAGUGGAGCUUUGUGCGCCCUGCAAUAAAACCACUGCCGUAUCACCUUACUUAUCGCGAAUUUGACAUAUAAAUUGCGAGAUAAGGACAACUGUGACUUUAAAGAAGAAUGGGAACCUUUUACAAAUUAUUUUAAAAAACAACAAAAUAAACUGGACUCCUAGGCAGGUUUUGAAUAAACAUACACAAACUUAUUGUUACUAAUCUAAUAGAUAGAUAAGUUGAGGAUCUUUACAUUUUUAUAGCAUGCAGAGAAUAAUAUGGGUUAAAAAAUCAGAGAGAGGAGCU
Podarcis muralis (Common wall lizard) is the source of this 2904-nucleotide messenger RNA. NCBI's taxonomy places the organism in Eukaryota, Metazoa, Chordata, Lepidosauria, Squamata, Lacertidae. The record is from RefSeq and is a predicted model, not a curated record.